UUCACGUGACACGCCCCCCUGGUCGAUGGGAGAUCGACGUCACCUCGCCGCCGGAGGAGUGGAUGGCCUCUAAUGAAAUUACGUGAGGAGAACCGAGGAAAAGGAGAAGAUUGGCCGCCGGAGGASAAGGAGGAGGGGGCGUGAGAGGAGAGGCAGCAGCAACACGGUGUCGUUCGUUCAGUUUUUCCCUCACUCCGCCGCGGACAGGAGCGGCUUGAUUUUUUUUAAAAUAUUUAUUUAGCUCGAGCUGAGGUAUUMUUAUUGUUGUCCCUUCGCCGCCGCGUGUGGAAGGCUCCGACUGAAAAACAUCGUGGCGACACGGCGAGAUAACUGUUUCCCACACAGCCUAGCGGAUUGGAGUGAAAGUCCGCCAUAUUUCUGCCUCACCACGCCCGGGAGUGGAGCCACUGGAAAACAAACGGACAUAUCUGUUUCAUGGCUUUCCCCCGCCGCCCCACUCSAAUGCCGACAUGAAGACGAGGUAUAUUUAGUGGUCAGGGAAAUAAAAAAUAUAUAUAUACAUAUUUAUAAAUCAACCUCGAGGACUUUUUUGUUUUGUUUUUGAAAAGGCAUGGACGACAGUGCCUAAAACGAGAUUACACACAGACUGAAGGAUGUGUGUUAAAACGAUCUGUUGAUCAUAUUUGAGACGGAAAACAGCUUUACACCCAGUUAAGACUUGCACCGUUUUUGAAAAAAGGCCCGUAAAGCGAACCGAAACACGGGACACAGAGAGAGCAGGAGGUCGGUAAAUUCUGAAAUAUUAAAACACUCCCCUCUCCAGGAGUCUGGACCUUGUUACGCGUGUUUUCACCCAGGAAAACAGGCCUGUAUGAGGACGUUAUUUUGACAUUCACAGGCCUCUGGUUUUCACCACCACCCCCUCCCCGACGAAUGUGAAAUCUGGAUGACUCAGUAAGAGGGGAGAAAGCGGAAUUGUUUGUGUUUUAAAAGAAAAGGAUCGAGAAUGACCCUGGAAUCCAUAAUGGCGUGCUGCCUCAGCGAGGAGGCGAAGGAAGCCCGGCGGAUCAACGACGAGAUCGAAAGGCAGCUCCGCCGGGAUAAGAGGGACGCACGCCGGGAGCUGAAACUGUUGCUUCUCGGCACUGGUGAAAGUGGAAAGAGCACAUUUAUCAAACAGAUGAGGAUUAUCCACGGCACGGGCUACUCUGACGAGGACAAACGAGGUUUCACCAAAUUGGUCUACCAGAACAUCUUCACGUCCAUGCAGGCCAUGAUCCGGGCCAUGGAGACUCUCAAGAUCCCCUACAAAUACGAGCACAACAAGGGGAAUGCCAACAUUGUUCGAGAGGUGGAUGUAGAAAAGGUCAACAUGUUUGAGAAUCCUUACGUAGACGCAAUCAAGAGCUUGUGGAACGACCCGGGCAUCCAGGAGUGCUACGAUCGAAGGAGGGAGUACCAGCUCUCGGACUCUACUAAAUAUUACCUGAACGCACUGGACCGGAUCGCAGAGCCGUCCUAUCUUCCUACGCAGCAGGAUGUGUUGAGGGUUCGCGUCCCGACCACGGGCAUUAUUGAAUAUCCCUUUGACCUGCAGAGCGUUAUAUUCAGGAUGGUGGAUGUCGGAGGUCAGAGGUCGGAGCGGAGGAAGUGGAUUCACUGCUUUGAGAACGUCACAUCCAUCAUGUUCCUGGUGGCGCUCAGCGAGUACGACCAGGUUUUGGUGGAAUCGGAUAACGAGAACCGGAUGGAAGAGAGUAAAGCCUUGUUCAGGACGAUAAUCACGUACCCCUGGUUCCAAAACUCCUCKGUCAUCCUGUUCCUCAACAAGAAAGACCUGCUGGAGGAGAAGAUCAUGUACUCUCAUCUGGUGGACUACUUCCCAGAGUAUGAUGGUCCGCAGAGAGAUGCCCAAGCAGCUCGCGAGUUCAUCCUCAAGAUGUUCGUGGACUUGAACCCCGACAGCGACAAGAUCAUCUACUCCCACUUCACCUGUGCCACCGACACGGAGAACAUCCGCUUCGUCUUUGCCGCCGUCAAAGACACCAUCCUGCAGCUCAACCUGAAGGAGUACAACCUGGUGUAGAGCGAGGUGGGGCGGGGCUUCCACCUGCAGGCCCCUGACACACACUGACUGAUUCAAUCUGUGAAAUGAUAGAUUACACACUCGCAUACACACGUAUAGAAAAAUAUCUGAGACAAAAAUGAUAAUCUAACGGUUGCAUAAUACAAAUUCACCUGCCAUUUAAUGACCUCUGGGACCCCGAGGAGUGAUAAACGCUAUCUUGCUCAAUCUGGGGUUGAUAGGAAAUAAGAGGAGGGGAGGCGGGAUGUUUUCAAAGGAAUGCAGUGUGCUCCGUUCCUUCUUGCCUUUUUAUAAACCAAGAAAAAGAUGUUUUUUUUCUUUGGGUUCUUUUUUUUAACCUCCCCCCCCGCUCGCCCGUCGCUUCAUUCUGGAGGUCCAACAUGAACAUUCACCUAACAGGAAGUGAUGUAAUAGCCUAAUUGUCAGCUUCCAUUAUUUCUUUAACAGACAGAUUGGCAAGUCUCUUGUUAAGUAGGCAUAAACUGUAAUUUUUAAAUUAUUUGUGAUUGAUUUGAUUACCAUGAAUCAUCGUUAUUAUCAUUAUUAUUGUUAUAUUGCAUUGGUACCAUUYGAUGAGUCGAGUGUGAGAGACUGUGGAAGCACAUUCCUUGGAAUGGAAUUUUUGGUUGAUCUGUUGCCGAGCAGAACGAGGAACUGGCUUUGAUUUAAAAACGCCAUCAGAGCAGCUCCGUCACAUCGUCGAGGAGUCGCAGCGUCUGCGGCGCUCUCUCUCCUCAGACUGCCCGGAGGCGAAGGAGGUGAUAAUUUAUGAGACAACAUGAAUAAAUGUCCAUGUUCCACUGUGCCACAAUGAUGCUUUUUCCUACCAGAGCAUGUGUGUUUUCUCACCGAUGCCAAAACGAGUCGAGCACCAGACUCCCACUUUGCACUGGUAGCUACUUCCAUGAGACGAAGUGUUUUAGGAACGAUCAAGGCCAUUAGCACAGAAGGAACAGACUGAUGGAUUUAACUGACUGACGUAUUGAUUAGCCAGCUGAUUCCUGCAGGUUUUAAAGUAUUCUCUUACCCCCCACCUGUACCCACACUCACACACACUGACACACACUCAUACAAGCCUUUUUCACCUCACUGAACUUUGUCGGAUCACAACUUGGCGCAGCGCAAAAAAAAAGCCUUCUUUUCCUCGCCAUAGGCCUUCAUGUUGUCCAGUCACAGAUCAGCUGUACCUUUUGUGUCCAAUCACAGCCCGGCUAUGUUGACUGUUGUCAUAAUCAAUUUGGCUAGUUGCUAUUUAAAAGGGUCCGAGUGUUGAUUUGUACCAAACUAAGCCUCUUUUUAUGUUUAGAAUUGGCAUCUCUUUAUCAUGCAUUUCCCAAAUUUACUAAACAUACUUUCUCUUUGUAACAGUUCCCUAAAACACAAGCCUGUAAUUUACAUUUAUUGAGGCAUAGUGCAAUUAUGAAUGCUAUAAUCAUUGUACAUACAUCUCUCUAUAUAUAUGGCAGCAUCUUCGUUGGCUUUGUAAUCAUUACCCUUUUUUUUCUUUUUGGCAGAUUGAAUGUGCGGUAUUGAAAAUAUGUAUCUAUGUAACUGUAUUCUGUCUAAUGGCUAAUUCAUUUUUGGAAAAAAAAAUUUUUA
This is a messenger RNA of Austrofundulus limnaeus, 3646 nucleotides long. Its product is annotated as guanine nucleotide-binding protein G(q) subunit alpha. Gene Ontology annotation, cellular component: cytoplasm; heterotrimeric G-protein complex. Gene Ontology annotation, biological process: adenylate cyclase-modulating G protein-coupled receptor signaling pathway. The record is from RefSeq and is a predicted model, not a curated record. Lineage: Eukaryota; Metazoa; Chordata; Actinopteri; Cyprinodontiformes; Rivulidae. The coding region runs from base 968 to 2047 and encodes 359 amino acids. Gene Ontology annotation, molecular function: GTPase activity; guanyl nucleotide binding; G-protein beta/gamma-subunit complex binding. The transcript is spliced from 7 exons.